AUGCAGAGGCCGCUUCAGAUUCUUGGAAACCUCUCUGGUGAGCUUCGCCUCCCUAGUUGGGGGAGGUCAUGCACUCGGCAAGCACUCCCAAGUCGACUUGCGAUCGGUGCAACGGUAGGAAACUUCUCUUGCGCGCACCGGCAUCGCCGCAUCUUCAAAAGCUGCAAAGGCUUUUGUUGCCAUGCUGUAUCGGUCUCCUCAGCGUCACAUUUUGGUGACGCACAGAGACAGCCAGAGGCCCGGGCGAUUACUGGGCUGUCAGCUGCCAAAAUUUCUGCCCUCCCCAUAUCGCCGGAGUUGCAAGAAGGACUGCAGCGCUUAGGAAUUAGGAAGCUAGCAGAUGUCCAGCGGCAUUGCCUUCUGCGCGCACUGGCAGGCACAAGCCUAAUUGUUGCCGCACGACCAGGUGCAGGGAAAACGCUUGCGUAUCUAAUCCCCAUUCUGCAGAGAUUCAUGGCUGAGGAGAUGAGGGAUACGCUGAAUACUUCGGCUGAAGCGCAUUCGUUUCCUUUUGCCUUGAUCCUAGUCCCUUCACGGGAACUGGCUAGGCAGGUAACGAGCGUCGCGAUGGCCCUGCUGCCGCAAGCACCGGUAAUCCUCUUAGAUCCUACAUCUCCCAUGCGCCAACAUAAAGAGCUGCUGCAGCACAUUCCCGCUAAAAUUGUCGUAUCCACGCCAGAUAGAGUGUGUGCCCUGACAGGAUUUAGGCGCCCACGGGGCAUGGGGACAACUCGGUCAGGACCACUUGAGCCUAAUCCGCUUAGCUUAAACAAUCUGCGUGUGUUAGUCGUUGAUGAAGCAGACGCACUGUUGCGUCGUGACUACCACUCGAAAAUACAAUUUCUUUACCGGGCUGCUCUCGGCUGGAGAGAUGGCAAAGGUGAUAAACAUUUGUCUGGCGAGGGCCUGCAAUGCUUCAGUAGCUCUCUCCAGCUACUUUGCUUUAGUGCUGUCCUAACGCAAAGUAUGCUCUCCAUCUUCGAAACAGAGUUCCCACAGGUUGAGGUAUUAAACCUCCUUAGUGCAUCCAAGCAUGGGACAGGCGGAGAACUGGUCACUGAGGAAAAUUCCACAAGGGGUAAAAGUGGAGACAAAUCAGAGAAGGGCAGUCUAGAUGAUGCCUUGAGAGACGACGGAAGCUAUGUUGAAGGCACGGCAGUUGGAACGACGCCAGCGCCACAGAAAACUGGCGAACAACGAAGGAACCAAACGAUUGAAGAAGAACACAUGGAAAAGGAACGGAAAAUGCUGGCUUUGGCGGAGACCUUGAGGGCCUACAUACCACGUGUGACUGUUGGAGAAAGGCAACCAAACACGAGCAAUAGGGGAUCAGCUGAAGCUUCAGCAAAGAAGAGCUGCACUGUAGAUGACGAGGAAAAGGAACCGCUACCGACAAAGAAUCUAGCAAGUGACUCUUUGGAAGCUCUCGAGGCAGCAGGUGCUUCAGCGGGCUAUCAGCAGCCUCCAGGCGAACCAGCAUCAUCAACAGGGAUGAAGCUCUCUACAGACGACAUGCCACCGCAGUGCAUUGUCUUCGCCGAUUCUCAAGAAGAGUGCAUUCAAAUAUGGAUACGCAAGAUCGCCAGCGUGCCAUGCAGAAUUUUAUACAGGGAGAUAGCUGGCCGUGCAGGCCGGGGCCGGACUGCUGGGACAUCAGUUGUAUUGUGCAGCAGCGCAGAGCUGCGUAAACUUCGGGGCAUCGAGCAGCUAAGCCACGUCUGCUUCGAGCGCCGGCCACUGCCAGCGGUUGGUGACUGUCAGGAGCUUACACUAAGACAACUAGCAGCGGACAUGUUAAACGUCCCCUACUCGCAGUAUGCACCACUGAUAGACUUGGCACAGCGACUUCAUGACAAGGCCGGGGACCAAGCCUUUGCAACCGUCUUGCUCAAGCUUGGAGGGGCCAACAUGUACAGUGCGCUACAGCUCUCGAGCACCAGCGACCGAUCAGCCCUCUCUGGAAAGCGUGGGUUUGUCCCGCUUCUGCUGUAUGACCCCUCCCACGUGGUGGUAGGAAGGGUCGUUAAAAGCGUUAACGGCUUUGUGGCUGACGUCUCCACAACAUAUGCAGAUUACGUCGUAGAAGCUGCAGCAUCUGAGGAUGCUCAUUCAAAGGACUUUUCAAACGGAGAACUGGAUUCGCAUCUCAAUGAGCAGCGUGUUAAAGAGGCCUGGGUUCCAGUAUUUCACUUGGAACAACUUCCGCGUCUUCUUGGGGUUGGGAUCGGGAGGCGUAGACACGGACGCCGGCUGCCGUGGACACGAAUGAAGCUGUCCGUAGUACGUUCGAAGAAAGUGGCGCGCCGCCAAGCUUUGGAUAGAGAGCGAGUCUCGAGAAGCAACUCUUUGCAGCUCGAGGCCAUCAGGAACAUGAGCCUUGGCAGUGCAAAUCGUUGA
Molecule: messenger RNA, 2397 nt
Organism: Eimeria tenella
Lineage: Eukaryota; Apicomplexa; Conoidasida; Eucoccidiorida; Eimeriidae
Product: RNA helicase, putative
Exons: 7
Coding region: 1-2397 (798 amino acids)
Biological process (GO): ribosomal large subunit assembly
Cellular component (GO): ribosome; cytosol
Molecular function (GO): RNA strand annealing activity; ATP binding; RNA helicase activity
Source: RefSeq, a predicted model, not a curated record